GCCAGCAGUCUGCUACUCGAUCCAGACUGCUGGCUACAUGAUCCCUCGGAAAACAUUGUUCGGUGUCUCUCUCGUCGCUCGACGCUCGAGCCCUUUUACAUCCAAUCACAUGGAAAAAAGGAUGUCUCUGCUCUGGCACUGAUUCCUCCUCUCCUUUCUCAUUUCCCCCCCCUCCCCUUUCCUAAUCUCCUACCCCCCUGACCCUACCCCAACCUCCCCUCACCUCUGCCCCCUGUCCCCUUUCUCUCACCCUCGGUCUGACCUUCCCUUCCCUUCUCUCCUCCCCUGUCUCCCCCUCUCUUCGGACCCCCUCGACAAUGUUGCCAUGUGUCCAUCAGCUGCAGCUUCUUCUGGCUUUGCUCUCGUCUGUCUGGCUGUCUUCUUGGGGGCAGAACUGCCCAGCUAACUGCCAGUGCCCCGACCCCCAUACCGUGGACUGCAGCGGCCGGGGACUGACCCGUCUGCCGGACGCCAUCCCCCUGGACGUCCGCAGGCUCCGGCUGUCCGACAACUGGAUUCCCUGGAUCCCCUCCGACUUCCUGGUGCUCUACAGUGACCUGGUCUACCUGGACCUCCGGAACAACUCGCUCUCCCGGAUCGAGCCCGGGACCCUCAGCACCUCGUCCAGGCUGGUGUUCCUGGACCUGGGCAGCAACAACCUGACGGAGAUCCCCUCGGGGACGUUCGGGGAGUCCCGGAGCCUGAUCAAACUGCGACUCGGCAAUAACCCCUACCUGAGCAUGGUCAGCAAGGACGCCUUCAUGGGCCUGACCUCCCUACGGGAGCUGGAGCUGGAGCAAAACGCCCUGUCUGGCCUGGAUGUGGAGGUCCUGGGUCAGCUGCCCUCCCUGAGGCUGGUGCGCCUGGAGGGAAACCCCUGGGUGUGCAACUGCAACUUUGCCAAACUGUUUGCAUGGCUGAUGAAAAACAGGCAAAAGCUUCCAACAGGCGUUCAUGGCAUGGAGUGCUCACUUCCUGUGGACGGGAGGCGUGUGGCGCUGAGCCAGCUCUCCGAGGACAGUUUCCGGGAGUGUCAGGUGACGCUGACCCUCACUGACUAUUUGAUCGUCAUCUUCUCCGGCAUCGCCGUCUCUGUGGCGGCCAUCAUGACCAGCUUCUUCCUGGCCUCCACCGUCCACUGCUUCCAGCGUUGGAGCAAAGCCAAUAAGACAGAAGAGGAGGACAGCGAUGCCUGAAAACUUCCCCCUUCCUCUCCAUCUCCCCUGCCUCCAACUCCUGACUCCUCCCCCAGCCCCCAACCCCACCCUAUCACCCCCGGCAACCUGCCCCAUCCCUGCUCCUCUGGUAGGCCGGCCAGGAGAGGGGCAGAGAGACUGUUCCCAAUGCUUUUAGCAUGUGAAAUCCCACAGGCGGCUCUGCUGACCCAUGCAAGGUGGUCCGGGCUGCAGCAAGGUGUAGAGGGGAAGGGGAGUGGUAUUUAAAAGCACUUAAAUCAGCCGAGAGAAGAGAGAAGCUGCCAUAGACUGGAAAUACAUUUAAUGGAUACUAUUUUUUGUGUCCUUCCCUCUGCACUGUAGACAGUCUUACCUGUUCAAACAGUCUUAAUUUGUAGGGCAGGAACAGUGAGCUAGUAGCUGGUCUCACUUUCCAGGUGAUCAUCCUUUUAAGAUUUAAUCCAAAUCCAAGCAAACCGCGAGGCAAUGAUUCAUUUAUUUAUUUUUUUGGUGAUAACUGAACUUUAAAAUAUGGGGCAGUUUAUGAAUUAUUUAUGAAUAUGUUCCUUUAAGGGGUUCUGAGUCUAGCACUGUGCUGAAACAGUAAAUAAAAUAAAUGAAGGCAUAACCAUAGUGAGUGGCUGACUGUGAGGUUUGCCAGUUUGCACUUUAAAUGAGGGGAAAUGAUUGCAUUUGGGGGUUGCUGCCACUCUUCUCCAUUUAAUUAGCUUGAUUUUGUCAAAUGUACCAAAGAUGGGGUAUUAAAGACAUGGGGUUCGUCUGACAGUGAAAACUGAGGUGAUAUCUCAGUGCACUGAGGCUAAUCUGUUGAGUUCUCAGUAGCGACAUUUCUAAUAUAAUUACAAAUAGCUAAAAAGCAGUGAAAGGAAAUUCCACAGGUUUCAAUUAUGCUGACAGAGAACCUUAUAGAUUUGUCAGAUAGAUACCUAUUGAUGUCAUAUAAAGAUAUUUUUUUAUCAUGCUGAGGUUUAUUUGCAUCAUUCAGUUUUGCAACAGACUUCUAACUAGGAAAUGUAUGAUAAUAUGAUAGCCCGGGGGGGGGUGGGGGGGAAGUGUUCAACUGCGAUAAGAUAAACUAAAUUUUGUUGUCGACUCAGCAACAGCCCAAGAGUUUCUGGCUUUGUUCUAUCUUCCUACGGAGUAGUAUCAACAUGCAUUAAAUGCACCGUACGAUGGCGUGCUGGCUCACUCAGCUGGUUUUGGGAUUUCACAUAGUAAUGGUAUUGAUGAGUUUGACUCACUGUUGGACUCGGUCUAAUGCGGCUACGCGGAUCCUGAGAGAGGACUUUUGUUCCAGCAUUCAGAAUUCUUCCAGACUGCGAAGGGGCCUUGGGCCUCCUUUUUUUCUGCUUUUUAGGGGUUGCUUAACGAACCAACUAUGUCUUAUUCCUGCUGUCUUACUGCCCACGCUGAGGCCGUGUUGCCCUAAUACCGAGCCUCAGUGGAAAGAUCGUGGUUAAAAGGUUGUACAGCUCUUCACAGUGCAAUGGGAGGCAUGGUUUUAUCAUGCACAAAAAUGUAUUAUAGUCUAUGAAAAAAUAGUUACUGUGGAAAUUCAGGUAUAGUGCCUAUUCUGAGACAUACACUGGGUUCAUUAGAUAAUGUAUCAUCCUUUUUUCAGUCUGACUAAUGAGAAAAUAGUAAAAUAGCGAUUUUAUUUUCUGAUGCUAAAACGUAUGUAAUGUAACCAGUAACAUGCUUUGGUGUUCCCAGGAAAUGUUCUCAUGCCCAAUGAAAGUUAUAUGCAAUGUAUGUAGUGCUUUGAGGGGGCUUUUCUGUACUAGACAAGGACCCCUUAUUGUUUAGAUAUCUCAUCACCUGCAGCUCCAUGGCGACACUUUGGUUUGCAACCACCGACUCUUGAAUAAAUUGUCCUUAAGAAUUCACUCGAUACGUCUGGAGUCAGCAAAGAAAAAUCUCCAGCUGGCCAGAGUAUAUCAUUUUGAGCUUAAGCCCGAAGUACAUUUAAGAUCCAGGUACAGUUGUGAUGUAACUUAAACUGCUUUCACCAUUGUCUACUGUGUAGCUCCAAAUGUGUGCAGUAAAUGGUAUUUGUUCCUGUCUUUCACUAACAACACAAAUAAUCGAGGCGUGACCCUCCUGACGAUGCUGCCAAGCUGUGUAUCUCUGUAGAUGACAUCCAGCUACUGUUCAUUUGCACUGUAAUUUCUGUACCUGUGUUCUGAAGUGUAUCCCUGUAUUCAUUUGUCACGGUCUGUUCCAUACAUUGUAUUCACAUUUUUAUUUUGGUUUCGAAGGUCAUAGAUUUGCUUAAUUUCCUUUGGUUAUUAGCCAUAAUAGUAUUUUUUUAUGACAGAGCAGAUCUCAAGGAUUUUGGUACAGUUUGAAGGUUCUCCUGCAUUUGGCUUAUGUGUCCGCUUUAGAUUCAUAGAUUCAUGCUUACCGUUGCCAUGGAGCAUCCUGCGCGUGUCUCAGUGUGACAGUUGUGUGCUUUACUUCACAGAGGCGAUUCCAGGUAUUGUAUAAACCUACAGUAGCUUCCCUACUGCCAGUCCAUCAGUAAUGACAACACCACCAUCGUCCCCAGGGCAACGAGAGCCUGUUUGAUCAUACGGAUUCUGUUUGCAUAAUCGAAAACAUUUCCCAAGUCUGGUGAAAGUAGGAAGAAACGUGUCAUGACUUGAAAAUGAAAACAUAAAUCCAAACCUAUUGACUCACCCUUGGGGAAUGUCGCUUAUCAGGUUAUUCCUAUACGGACACGGGAGGAUCCGGGAUUUCAAGGUGGGGGUUGCUGUCCUGAAGGCUGUGGCUUGUGAAACGUUACAAAUUUCCCUGGGAACUUCCGGGAGGUGGAGUGUCAAACCGUCAGCUGGAGAUUCAGAAAUAGUUUGCCUACUUACACCAUUUACUCAGCCUGUCCUGAACUUUCUAUCUAGCAAUCUGCAAGCCCAAACCCAGUACAGAUCUACACAAUUAAUCUACUGGCAGAUGAAGGGGCUCCACUGGGGGUGUGGGGCUUCCUCCUCUGUGAAUCCCAUAAAUCCCCUCUGGAUCUGCUGGAGAUAGAGAAAAAAGUGAGUAAUUAAGCUGUUGGUGCAAUUAUGGCAGAAGGGCGGGGGGACAAACAGUGAGGUUGCACAUGGUCUUCCGUCCAACUCCUGGCCCUGGGUUUCAAACUGCAUUAGCAUAUCCAAAAACUGAGGCAGUCAACAUUAAAGUAGUAUUGUAUAGCUCCACCACACCAUGCAGUGACUGGGCUAGUUGCUUGUCUAUAUGAAGACAGAUUGUAAAAGGUAGUCUGGGUCAUCUCCAUAACACAUUGACAUUUAUUGGAACUGAGAUGGUCUUCAAGUAUUAUCGCAAUGUUAUGGACAUUUAUCCACAUGUUUCUGGUACUCAGACUAUGGGUCUUAUGCACAAAGAAGUAACAGAUAUUGCUGCUGGUAAAAUCUGCAUUGUGAGUGCAUUUCCUUUUAUCAUUUCAUCUUUCUUAAUCUUUAAGAAUAUUAUUGUUCUUAGCAUUUUAUAGUUAUUAUUUUUUACCAAAUUCUUCUUUUUUGCUGAAGUGAAUAAAAAUCCCAACUGCCAUGCUGUUAAAUAAGUAACUAACACUGUAAAAUUGAGAUAUAUAUGUGUAUAUGUUUAGUUAUAAAAUUCUAAAUGAUAAAAAAGAUUUUUUAAA
Molecule: messenger RNA, 4839 nt
Organism: Anguilla anguilla (European eel)
Lineage: Eukaryota; Metazoa; Chordata; Actinopteri; Anguilliformes; Anguillidae
Product: leucine-rich repeat-containing protein 38-like
Exons: 2
Coding region: 318-1196 (292 amino acids)
Cellular component (GO): voltage-gated potassium channel complex
Molecular function (GO): voltage-gated potassium channel activity; potassium channel activator activity; transmembrane transporter binding
Source: RefSeq, a predicted model, not a curated record